This is a messenger RNA of Brassica oleracea var. oleracea, 3320 nucleotides long. RefSeq lists its product as uncharacterized. Lineage: Eukaryota; Viridiplantae; Streptophyta; Magnoliopsida; Brassicales; Brassicaceae. The record is from RefSeq and is a predicted model, not a curated record. The transcript is spliced from 8 exons. Gene Ontology annotation, molecular function: nucleic acid binding; ubiquitin binding. Bases 29 to 3178 code for a protein of 1049 amino acids.
UGAACACAUCUGUCUCUCCGUAGACGCCAUGGCUUGCGCUGAGCAGCCUCUCAAGAAGCGUCGGCUGUAUGACACAGUCCCUGAAUCGCAAGUAGAAUCCCCAUCCACUUGUACGCCCGCGAGCUCGAUCCCCGCUCCGGUGACGCCGCCGCCUCCAUCUCAGGAGGAAGUUCAAACGAGAAGCAGGAACAGAGAAGAGAUUCGAAGAGUGCAUGAGUGCUAUAAGCGUCUCAAAUCAUGUAUCGGCCACAGAGAUGGCAGCCGCUACGCGACUCUUGAGCAAGCGUAUCGAUCCCUAAUCUCCGCCUCUAAAGGUUGUACUAGCGUUAAGCGCCUUGUGGCUGAUUUUGUUCCGCGAUAUGCACUGUACUGCCCUACUGCUAUUGGUGAUGCCGUUGAAACUGUCAUCGGCAUGCAUAACUUCAGCUUGGAACCAUUAAAGACAGGACAAGAUGCUGAUGGUGUUGCUUUUCAAACUGCUAAAGCCUGCAUAUUCGGUCUGGUUGAUUUAUGUUCUGCUGCUUCUUCAAACAGAAGAUCAUCACCAGAGGCUCGGGAUAUCUGCUCUGCUGUUUUCAGAAAUGUGUUAACCUUCUUUGUGCUAUCUUUUGAGGGUAAAGAAAUCUUCCAGAUACUUGAUAAGAGCGAUUUGAAGGUGCAAGAUCCUAACGAAGACUUUUCCCAGCUGAUGCAAAAACUUUCAGAGGGAAACUCCUUACCUCUGAUCAAGCUAUCCCAGUUUCGUGUCUUAGCUUUACUCAAAGUAUUCUUCAGCUUCCCUAAAAAUUCAAUUGCCACUUGUUUUGGAUUCUUCAAUUCGUCAUCAACGGAGGAUGUAGCCACGGGGAAGUAUCUUAUUACUAAUAUGACAGAAACGAUUAGUGAUAUUGAUACCGCUAGUAAUGAACCUGAACCAGAUGAGAAUUCUGGUCAGACAGAUUCUAACAAAAUAGAAGCUACUGUCAAGAAUGCGGAAGGGUUGAGUGGGAUCCACGAAGCAUCACACAGUCUAAAGAGCUGCUUGUUAGGAAUGGUUCUUGGGAGGAGUCUCUCCAUUGGUAGGUGGGCCUUCUUUAAGUACAAGAAUAUAUGCAGCCUGUCAUCCUUCAUAGAUAUAUCCAGCGCUAUUCCUUCUCUAGAGGCAAUGUUUGCACUUGUCGGAAAAGAUAUCAAGGCAGACGAUUAUCAAAUGGAGAGUGACGACGAUGAUUGUGGAAAAUUUUCAGCUUCACAUGUGAAACCUCACAGUUCUACGGAAAAUGAUGUCCGCUCUAGUGCUGGAUCUGUCUAUGAUGCUGGAGGUUCACGAUCUAUGGACUUUGAGACGGCUGAGCAGAGAGACUUGUCAUGCGGUCGAUCUUCGGUCCCAAGGGGAUUAAUAAAUCAUCAUACACCAUCUCCUUCUGCAAGAGUGCCUUCCGACUUAAGGAGUAACUCUGCAGAUGGUAGGAACAAUUUUAUUGUUGGAGGGUCACCUGCAAUUCAAGCAGCGCCCCGUGGACCUUCAUCAGGGAAAAUCGUUUGGUAUUUGGACGGAGACCCCACUGCUUAUGACAUUUAUCCCGCUUCGGGGCAGCUGUGGUUGGGGUAUUUAGGACCAGAAGAAACUGAAGGUCAUCUAAGGUUUCAGCUUGAUAGGUACGGUCCAGUAGACCGUUUCUUUUUUGAUCCAGUGAAAGGAUUUGCCCUAGCUGAAUAUAGAAGUAUAAUUGAUGCAAUCAGAGCACGAGAAUAUCUGCGAGCCGAAUUUCCUUGGCGCAUUAAGUUUAUGGAUAUAGGAGUUGGUGCAAGAGGGUCUUUCAACGGGGUAGCGUAUGGUUAUUGUACUCAUCUGUAUAUUGGAAGCAUCUCUAGCCAGUGGGAGAGGGAUGAAAUUGUCCAUGAGUCACGGCAAGCCCUUUAUAAGGGACCUCGCAUGGUGACUGACCUGUACUAUGAACAUGCCCUUUUGAUGGAGUUUGAUACGCCUGAUGAUGCUGCCGUUGUCAUGGCACAUCUCAGGUUUUAUCGUGGAGAAAAGAGUAAAUUUAACAUGCCAUCAGUCAAUCGUCCUUUGCCUCAUGAUGGUGGAGUAAGUCAUUCAGAGAGCCACCUUCAAAUGCUUCCAACAUCAAAACCGAAUAGUGGAUCAGGGGAAUAUGUGUCCCCAUUAAUGAGCACGGAUCCUGGAGCUAACUUUCAGCAAAAUUGGCCUGCUUCUGGUAGCACUCUUGUGAAUCCUGCACAAGGAGGGACUCCUUCAUGUGUGCCCAUGCCAGCUCCAGGACAGGCUGCUACACCGACAUCUCAAAUUCCUCCAUCUCCGUUUGUUCAACAACCCAUUCACCCUCCUCCAAACACCUCUUGGGACACAAGAUCUCUAGGCCACCAAAUCUCUCCAAGUGGUACUGCAAUAGAAACAUCGUCACAGGCUCAAGGACAUCCACCGCAGCAGGUUUCAGGUCCAUUUGUGCCGCCUCCCGUGCAUCCAGUCUCUCAGUCACAAGAACCAUAUGUUCAGCAUUUUGAUCAGGUGUAUCCACCUCCGCCUUCAGGACAUUCAUUACCCUCUGUGACACAGCCGCCGCCACCAGAAAUGAUGCCACCUCCGCCUCAAGCUCAACCACCUCCUUUGCCUCACGCACAUCCACCUAUGGUUCCUCCGCCUCCUUGUAAUCCACAAUCUCCUCCGCCCUUACCUCCAACGGUCACACAAUUGUCUGAACCAGAUGCUUAUGAUCAUAACGCAGAGCACCAUUGGCAGGGUGUUCUGUCCAAAAGCGGAGUUCAUUACUCCACGAUCGUUGCUCAGAGAUUGGAAUCGGACAUUUGCAAAUAUACCAAUGGGUUUUCAGAGGCUGUGCAAUGGCCAGUUAAAUUGGACAUGACCAAGCGCACAGAUAUGAAGAAAGUAAAAUCGAGUUUCACAAACACUCAGCCCCACCAAAGAGAGGUCUGUCAGUUAAUUCCCGCAACUUUCAGCGACCGUAAAGGGCUCCAAGAUUUCACAUCAUACUUGAAGCAGAGAGAUUGUGCAGGAGUUAUAAAGAUACCUGUAACAAGCCUCAUGUGGGCGAGGCAUCUCUUCAUUCUUCCCUACUCGGAAGAAACAUGUUCCAUGCUUUCAGUCACCCCAAGCUCCUCUGAAUGUUUGAUCGGUUUGGUUUUGCCCAAGGAACCCAAUGCUGAGUGCUCGUGACAUAGAAUAUCUACUCAUAGUUCGGAAUCAGUUUGUAAAUGAUGAACGUACUAGUGGUGUAAUCUCACUCUUUUGUUUCACCCUUUUAAGGGAACCAAUUGUAGAUUGGUGUGAACUAUUAUUAGCUGUCAAAGUUUCGUUA